This is a messenger RNA of Syngnathus typhle (broad-nosed pipefish), 1133 nucleotides long. RefSeq names its product glycolipid transfer protein-like. Gene Ontology annotation, biological process: intermembrane lipid transfer; ceramide transport. The record is from RefSeq and is a predicted model, not a curated record. Gene Ontology annotation, molecular function: ceramide 1-phosphate binding; ceramide 1-phosphate transfer activity. NCBI's taxonomy places the organism in Eukaryota, Metazoa, Chordata, Actinopteri, Syngnathiformes, Syngnathidae. The transcript has 5 exons. Gene Ontology annotation, cellular component: membrane; cytosol; cytoplasm. Bases 247 to 876 code for a protein of 209 amino acids.
AGAUCUUUCGUCAUCACCGCGCGACUUGAGGAGAGCAACUUUCGAAAGUUUAACCAUCGAAAUUUGCUUUAUAUAAUUUAAUAAGACGGAUAGAAACAAAAUUAGGUGCUUUAAAUGCAGUUUCUAAAGAAAAGGAGGGACACCUGAGCCCAAAGGCGCCUCCUACCCGAUGAGAGGCCACUUCCGGGUUGUGUUUGUACGGGAGCAGCUCAUGAAGACUAGUUGGUCGUAAGUAGGGCGAUCAACAUGUCUCUGCUUCUGGACAACAGCUUCGGAGAACUGCCUCCGGACAACUCCGUCAACACCAAACUCUUCCUAGAGACAGUCUCGCACCUUCCGUCCUUCUUCGACUGUUUGGGCUCCAAAGUCUUUUCACCCAUCAAGUCAGACAUUAAUGGCAACAUCACGAAAAUUAAAGAAGUUUACAUGAAAGACCCGCAGCGGUACAUCACCCUGCAGCAGAUCCUGGAGGCCGAGCGGCAAGACCUUGGGGUCGAGUGGCCCAAAGCGGGAGCCACGCUGGCUCUCAUGUGGCUCAAGAGGGGUCUCCGUUUCAUCCAAGUUUUGCUACAGAGUUUGGUCGACGGUGAACAAGAUACGAACCAACCCAACCUCAUUCGCAUUAACAUCACCAAAGCCUACGAGCAGGCGCUCAAGCAAUACCACGGGUGGUUUGUGCAGAAAAUCUUCACUACGGCGCUGUAUGCGGCUCCCUACCGCUCCGACCUCCUCAAGGCACUGUCAAAAGGAGAGGAUGUGAAAGAGGAAGAAUGUCUCGAAAACCUGCGUCACUUCCUGGUCAACUUCACUGCCACUGUUGAUGCUAUCUAUGAGAUGUACGUGAGGCUCAAUGCAGAGAUGCACUACACAGUUUGAUGUCGGAGGACAGCGGGGCCUCAUUUAUCUGCCUUGCGUGUGUAAUUUUUACAAUAUUUGUUUUGUUUUGUUCCUUAUGACAGAAUUUGUGAAGCUUUACACUUUAGUGUUGCAUUUUAGUGUCUUUUUAAUGCAGCCCUCCUUAACAUUAUAACCGGUGCCUUAAUAUGAAUGGACCAAUGGACAGUGUUGUCAAAAAGUAUUUAAGAUGUAUUUAGACAGACAUGAUAACAAAAUUACAAUUUUCCCAAAAGUGA